AGCUGGCUUGAUAGACGGUAGACAAGAGAGGCAGCCUAUCAUAACAGAUGGCUAAAUAUGAGAAAAUCGACAGUUUAAUAGAUGGGGAAAUACAUGGAACAAAUCCCGGAUUUGAGCCGACAGUGAAGUGAACACUCUGUACUUUUGAGGUACGCCCUGACAUUUCAUCAUCGGUUUGAUCAACUUCAGCAGCAAGCAGUCGUGCUGCCCAGUUCUCUCCUUAGAGGUGGAUCAAGUUCAGAGGAGUUGUAAAGGGAGCUGACAGUGAGCCUGAAGUAUCAUCAUCUAUGAUCCACUGACAGGCAUCAUGUCUGAAGCACUAAGAAUGGAUGAAGCUCAGUACAGCAUGAAAAUGAUUGAAAAUGAGCUGAUGAUGAACUUAUCGACUUAUGAGUUCAUGCCACCUGUGGAGGUCAAGAGUGAGCCCUACGUACCCGAGACAGUUCAUGGACCCUACAUUCAAAUACUUGAGGAGCCCAAACAGAGAGGCUUCAGAUUCCGCUAUGAGUGUGAGGGUCCGUCCCACGGUGGGCUCCCAGGGGCCUCCAGCGAGAGGAACAGGAGAACCUAUCCCACUGUCAAGGUGUCUAACUAUGUGGGGAUAGCCAGGGUAGAGGUGCAGCUGGUGACCCACUCUGACCCCCCCCAGGUCCACGCUCACAGUCUGGUGGGGAGGCACUGCUGCACGGAAAGUGGAAAAUGCAGUGUGGAUGUGGGCCCCAAUGAACUCACAGCACAGUUCAGUAACCUGGGCAUCCUCCAUGUCACAAAGAAAGGGGUGGGGGAAGUGUUGUUCAAGAGACUGAGAGACGAGAAGAGGAGACAAAGGGGGCAGCACUACCAUUUUACUGAUGCAGAGGAACAAGCCAUAUUGAGAGAAGCCAACGAGCUGGGCAGGAUCAUGGACCUGAACAUAGUGAGGUUAAAGUUCACGGCCUACCUCCAGGACAGUAACGGAGGGUUCUCUAGGGCCCUGAAGCCAGUGGUCUCCAAUCCCAUCUUUGACAGCAAGUCACCCAACGCCUCCAACCUGAAAAUCUCCCGUAUGGAUAAGACCUCUGGGUCUGUGCUGGGAGGGGAUGAGAUCUUCCUACUGUGUGACAAAGUACAAAAAGAUGAUAUUGAGAUCCGCUUCUAUGAGGAGGAUGGAAGCUGGGAGGCCUUUGGUGACUUCUCUCCAACUGAUGUCCACAAGCAGUAUGCCAUCGUGUUUAAGACACCCCCGUACCACAGCACAGAGAUCGAUCGUUCAGUCACUGUGUUCCUCCAGUUGAAAAGGAAGAAAGUGGGAGACUGCAGCGACCCCAAGCAGUUCACCUACGUUCCUCAAAUUCAAGAUAAAGAGGAGGUUCAGCGUAAGAAGCAGAAGCCCCUCCCCUAUAAUGACCCAUGGAGAGGGCCUUUGGGAGGGGCUGGGGGGGCAGGGAGAGGUGCUGGAGGACCAGGAGGAGCAGGAUUCCAGUUUAACCAGCAGAUGAAUGGAUCAGGGUGGAUGGGGGGUGGAUUCACUUGUUUUGGGGGUGGUGGAGCCCAGAUGACAGGCACCACUGCCCAGGCUGAGGGUACCCAGCAGCAAGCUGGAGGGACGGCCGGACAGACGCCAGGACAAUUGCCAGGACAGACAGCCUCACCACUACAACAGCAGCUCUUCCAGAUUGCUGCUACUCUCCAGAGCAGGGCCUCUCGGAUGACCAAGCAGACAGCUGGGGCUCUCCUACAGUACUGCACCACUGGGGACGUCCGGGUCCUUCUGGCAAUGCAGAGACACCUAUGUGGGGUCCAGGAUGAAAACGGAGACACGCCUUUGCACCUGGCCAUCAUUCACCAGCAGUCAGCUGUGAUCCAGCAGCUGGUUCAUACACUCCUCGCCAUCCAGCAACGCAAAGUCCUCGACAAGCUCAACCACCUCAGCCAGACUCCUCUCCAUCUGGCGGUGAUCACCAGGCAGGUGAAGGUGGUGGAUGUUCUCCUGAGGGCCGGGGCUGACCCCACCCUGCUGGACCGGGACGGCCGGACCCCCCUGCACCUGGCAGCGCUGGCCGGGGACGACGUCACACUCAGGGUCCUUUUGGGGCACCUAGGAGAACGUUACAACCACCUGGUCAACAUGGCCGACUAUCAUGGUCUCCAUCCUCUCCACCUGGCUGUUCGCAAGGGAGGAGAGCGCUGUCUACGUCUGCUGGUGGGGAGCGGGGCUAAGAUCAACGACCCCGAGCGGGGGAGUGGAUGCUCCGCCCUCCACCUGGCUGUUAGAGAGAACCUCUUGAAAGUGGCCUGCACUCUGAUCACAGAGCUGAAAGCAGAUGUAAACAUGUGUACGUUUGGGGGGAACACUCCUCUCCAUCUGGCCGCCAGUCAGGGCUCCCCCACUCUCUGCUCCAUGCUCAUUGCUGCAGGAGCCGAUAAGAAUCUGGAGAAUGAUGAGCCGCUCUUCUUCAGCUCCUCUUCCUCAGAUGAGGAGCAAGAGGAUGGACCAAUAAGAGAUUUCAGUGAGUUACAGAUCCAACAGCAACCAACCAUCCCACCACCGUUGGAGAAAGAACAAGUCAACCCUCGUAAGAGACCAGCAACAGGACAUACACCCUUUGACCUUACUAAAUGUCAAAAGGUGAGAGACCUUCUAGACACCAGACAGAGACCCAAGUCCAGCCAACACUCAAGUAAAAAGCCUAAACCGAACAGCAUGGACGCAGAAAGUGAGCAGCUAGACAGUGAGACGCUCCAUAAACUGUGUGAGCUCCUCAGUCUGGGCGAUGUGCCCUGGAGACAGCUGGCAGAGAAACUCAACAUGCUCUCCCUGGCACACCUGUACCAGGAGAGUCCCUCUCCCUGCUACAAACUGCUGGAGAAUUACAAGUUGGGUGGCGGUCCAGUGGAAGGACUGGUGGAGGCUCUGCAGUCUCUGGGUCUGACUGAAGGAGUGCGACUGCUGAGACGGGCUGAGCUGAGAGAGGACAAACAGAACACAGAUCAGACAGUGGACAGCGGCUUUGGGAGUCAGCCAAUGGAUGAGCCAGCCUUGGCCAACCAGUGAGCACCAGGAAGGGUGAGGGGUAGGACCAGCUCGGUGGGUGUGAGGUUUCAGUCCAGCAUUUCAUCUGGGAGAUAUAACAAACCCUGUUCAGCACACCCUAUGGGGAAACCAAUUGAGAAUUGGAUGUCAUUCCAGAGCUUUUGCUGAUGAAUGCAGAAUUCUCUCUGCCAUGACUGCAACGUUGACAACUCACAUUGUUGGGCAUCCAGAUAAUGUUCUUGUACGUUAUUUUUCUUAUGCAGACAGAGAGCCGAAGGCAACGAACUAAGGACAACUCGGUCUCAAUAUGUACAAUAAUUAUAACAGUGGCCUCAUCUCCUUACAUUAUUCCUGAUGGUGAAAGUUGACAAAAGAUAGGCUGGUCUUUAAUGGUCCAUUGACACCUUCCUCAAAGUAUAAAUAAGAAUUUCUCAAAUAUGCAAUGUCAAAUUGUUGAAUGGAAUUAUGAAUUAAUUUCACACAUAUUUAUUGGCUGGCAGUCUUACUAAUACUGUGUAUUAAUUUGGUUUAACAUUCACCAAAUAAUUGUACAGCCAUAUUGCAGGUGUGAAACGUUUGCGAGUGUAUUUGCCAUGUAACGUUAACUAUAUCUUGUCGUUGAAUUAAAUGAAUUUCUCUCCUGACAA
Molecule: messenger RNA, 3660 nt
Organism: Oncorhynchus nerka (sockeye salmon)
Lineage: Eukaryota; Metazoa; Chordata; Actinopteri; Salmoniformes; Salmonidae
Gene: nfkb2
Product: nuclear factor of kappa light polypeptide gene enhancer in B-cells 2 (p49/p100)
Exons: 24
Coding region: 308-3034 (908 amino acids)
Biological process (GO): signal transduction; regulation of DNA-templated transcription
Cellular component (GO): cytoplasm
Molecular function (GO): RNA polymerase II cis-regulatory region sequence-specific DNA binding; protein binding; DNA-binding transcription factor activity, RNA polymerase II-specific
Source: RefSeq, a predicted model, not a curated record